Molecule: messenger RNA, 712 nt
Organism: Protopolystoma xenopodis
Lineage: Eukaryota; Metazoa; Platyhelminthes; Monogenea; Polystomatidea; Polystomatidae
Source: the annotation of a GenBank genome assembly
UUCUCUUGAAGAUCAAGAAUUACGUGCGGCUCGUGAAUAUUACACGGAAGAAGAAAUGGCCACUCGUUUUAAAAGACGCAAACGCCGAGUCAUGUCAUCUCGUCAGAAAUUAACAGCCAUCGAGUUGGAGACCGCUGUUUUAGCCUCAGAUCCCAUGAGUUAUUACGAAAAAGAUGAUCGCGACCAUGGAAGUCGCUCUCAGAAAUCUUCAAAGAGUGAAUCUCUCAGUGGCUCUAACAGUGCGCGUCGUCGUUUACAAGAAAAUAAAUCAGAACCUCAUGCCAAUAGAGGCAAUAUAAAAGAAGAAAAUUUGGAGUCAAAAAUCGACAUGGAGUCUGAAGACAGAUCUGUUUCAAUUUCUCAAGAUUCUGGAAUUCAGCCUGAGAUUCUUUCGAUUUUGGAUGUAAAUACUCUUGGCGAAAACGAUAUUGACGCAGAUUUAGAUGAGGAAUGGAUCGAUGCAGAAUCUGAAGAGGAUGAAUUACGCUUGGAGAUGGAAAAGGAACUGGAUCGUGUGAGAAGACUCAAAGCUGCUUCUGUAGCCAAACCGCAGGGUGAAGCCGCUAUCACUCGCUUAGCCUCAGAGGUGCUGUCUCGCCAGCGGCAACAAGAAAAAAAUGGAGAAAAUACUAGUAGCAUUGACCCAGCGUUGUUGGCCGGUUCCAGCGCGCAACCAGCUCGCUCUAAUGCUGUUGUGUUUGAUUCAACUGCC